AUGCAGGAAAACUCGCACUUCAAAGUCAUCAUCGUUGGUGCCGGCGUCACAGGCCUCACGCUUGCUCAUUGCCUAGCCAAAGCUGGCAUCGACUUCGUCCUCUUGGACAAAGGCGUGGUGGCACCGAGCUUCGGCACUACGAUUACCCUCCAGCCUCAUGGGUGCCGAAUCCUACACCAAUUGGGCUGCCUAGACGCCGUACUGGCCAAGUGCGAUACCAUGGGCGGUGCGCAUUGCCGUGAUCCCACUGGUACGAGCUUUGCCUCCAACGACUUCUUUGGUGUUGUGCGAAAAUAUGCGGGUUAUGAUACUAGGACACUUGACCGUCAAGUAUUCCUGCGUCAGCUCUACGAGCUGCUGCCCGAUAAGUCUCAAGUCUACGAGAAGGCCCGGGUUGAGGAGAUUAUAGAGCAGGAUUCGAUUGCUCGCGUCAUCUUAGCUGAUGGUCGUGAGUUCGUUGGUGAUGUAGUAGUUGGUUCUGAUGGCGUUCAUUCCAAAGUCCGCGAAAUCAUGUGGGACAAAGCCAAUGCUGUGCGCCCUGGGAUGAUCACUGUCAAUGAGAAGAGAGCUAUGGUCACUCAAUACAAUGCCAUCGUAAUGGCAAGCUCGCCAGUUCCUGGUAUUGGCGCUCACGACAUGGAAAUAACCUCCAAUGACAAGUACUCUUUUCUCCUUCUCUGCCAACCAGACUGGAUAUCCAUCAUUGUGCACAGCAAGCUCCCUGAGCACCAGCAGUGUACGUGGCCCACGCGCCGACGUUAUACUGAGGCCGAUAUGGAGGCGCUCGUGAGUAAGAUAUCUGAGCGUCCUGUCACAGAUACUGUCGUAUUUGGGGAAUUGUGGAAGCGACGUCUGAAAGCACAAAUGAUAUCACUUGAAGAGGGGGUUUUAGAACAUUGGACCUCUGGCCGAAUUGUUCUGGCUGGAGACGCUGUCCAUAAGGUCACCCCGAACUCUGCCCUUGGAGGCAACACAGCAAUGGAGGAUGCAGUCGUAAUCACGAACACACUGUAUGCUCUAUUAGCUAGGCACCCAAACAAAAAGCCCAGUGACGUAGAGUUACAUGAUGCCAUGCUCCAGGAGUACCAAGACACGCGAGUAGAACGGGCUCGGGCCAUAGUCAAAGCUGGAGGUGUCUUGACGAGGCAGCAAGCUUACGACGGUUGGAAGGCCUAUGUCACCCAGCGAUGGCUGACGCCCAUCAUAGGACUUGAUGCAUUAGCACAGAAGAUUGCUGGUCUAUGCGUUACAGCGCCUAAACUGAACUUUGUCAUGUUCGAUGAAAGGAGAGGGAUUCUGGGCUGGCAAGACACGAUGGAGGCUGAGAAGAAGCGUGCAAUGAAAGGCAAGGUGGUGGAGAAGGGGAAGGCAGGAAUAGCUUGGAAUAAUUGGAAUGGUGGAUUUGAAGCUGCUUUUCCCGCCUCUGGAGAUCAUGUGUUUGGCUUUGCGACGGAUAGGUCAGGUUUUGUCGAGCUUUACAACACGAGCUGGAUAAAGGCUAACUGA
Messenger RNA from Fusarium subglutinans, 1506 nucleotides. Its product is annotated as FAD binding domain protein. The record is from RefSeq and is a predicted model, not a curated record. Gene Ontology annotation, molecular function: FAD binding. The transcript has 5 exons. Bases 1 to 1506 code for a protein of 501 amino acids. Lineage: Eukaryota; Fungi; Ascomycota; Sordariomycetes; Hypocreales; Nectriaceae.